AUGGGUGCGGGUGGCAGUACAGAGUACGGGUGCGGGUGGCACUACAGAGUACGGGUGCGGGUGGCAGUACGGAGUACGGGUGCGGGUGGCAGUACAGAGUACGGGUGCGGGUGGCAGUACAGAGCAGAAGUGCACGUGGCAGUACAGAGUAUAUGUGCGGGUGGUAGUACGGUGCAGGAGUGCGUGUGGCAGUACAGAGUACUGGUGCGGUUGGCAAUACAGUGCAGGAGUUCGUGUGGCAGUACAGAGUAUAGGUGCGGGUGGCAGUACGGUGCAGGAGUGCGUGUGGCAGUACAGAGUAUAUGUGCGGGUGGCAGUAUGGUGCAGGAGUGCCUGUGGCGGCAGUACAGAGUACGGGUGCGGAUGACUGUACGGAGCUGA
Molecule: messenger RNA, 381 nt
Organism: Parnassius apollo (apollo)
Lineage: Eukaryota; Metazoa; Arthropoda; Insecta; Lepidoptera; Papilionidae
Source: the annotation of a GenBank genome assembly